Messenger RNA from Mugil cephalus (flathead mullet), 5813 nucleotides. RefSeq names its product mucin-5AC-like. NCBI's taxonomy places the organism in Eukaryota, Metazoa, Chordata, Actinopteri, Mugiliformes, Mugilidae. The transcript has 16 exons. The record is from RefSeq and is a predicted model, not a curated record.
AUGGCUGCCAGGCAGACGGUUGCACUGCUUGUGACUGUGAUCUCCUGCCUGCCUGUCCUCAUCCAGUGCCUCCACCCACACUUAUCUACUGAUGGGCCCCUCAUUGCUCAUCGUGCCAUCACCCAAACGGCAAUCCUCAGAAAGACAGCUGAGGUGUGCCGGGACAUUGUUACUGCUGAGGGAUGGAAUUUCCACCUUGAGAUUGAUAACAACUUGUCAGCUACCACAGUGGCGAGGGCAUGCUCUGCCACACCCAGCUCUACUUCUCUCUCCACCGACAUGUUCCAAGCAGCCAUUAACCAGAUCUCACUGGCCCUCGUAGUAGAGUUUCACUUUGACAAAGAUGCCUUUAAAGAAGGACGGGAUAUCAUCACAGCAGGCAUGUCUGCCGUGAAGGCAAAUGUGAAGCAUGGGAACCUUAUCACUGCAAGGCAGACUCUUGGUCAAAUCUGCCACACCCUCCAGGACUUCUGCGGCCGCAGUGACUGGGCGGAGCUUGGGAAAACCACUCCUUACAGGGCUCUGAUCAGAUCUGAUCAACUUCUGGACAGCUUGCCAGGUAAGAUCUCUAUCUGAGGGAAAUGGUGCUUCUCUCCAACAAACUUAGUCAUCAUUCAUAUUUGUCAAAAUCUGAGGUUACUAAUUUAUUAUAUAUUAUAUCUGUCCUGAGGUAAAUGCAACCAUGGCAGUUCAUUUGAAAAGACGAGCAAAAAGGACCCAGUGGGGAGGAUCAGUAAAGAUGCUGGUCAUGGUUCCCUUCACAAACAAGCAACUAAUCCGGCAGUGGCUGCCACUCUGGAGCUCCUCGAGGACAUCAGAGUAGCUGUCGGAGACAAGAACUUUCUGCGACUGAUGGGCCUCUCCCAGUCACCUGCGUUGUGCUUUGUCAUCGACACGACAGCAAGCAUGGCAGAUGACAUAGCUGAAGCACAGAGCAUUUCCUUUGAGAUCAUUGACAGCAAGAGGGGAACACCAAAUGAACCCUCUGAAUACAUACUGGUACCGUACAAUGACCCCGAUUUUGGACCUGUGAUAAGGACAACUGACGCAGACAUCUUUAAAAAGAGAAUCCGAAGCCUCAUUGCAGGAGGAGGAGGGGAUAGGCCAGAGAUGAUUAUGUCUGGUCUGAGACUUGCACUGACGUCAGCUCCAGCUUCGUCUGAGAUCUAUGUCUUCACUGAUGCUCCAGCCAAAGAUACCCACCUGAAAAGCUCUGUCCUUGCCCUUAUAGAAAAUACUAAGUCGGAGGUAAAUUUCCUGUUGACAAAUGAGCUGUCAAGUCCUGGGCAGCACCGUAAAGAUUCUCAUGGUGGGACAUCAUAUUCCCUGACCCAAUUAGAAAUUCAGCUAUACAAAGAUCUGGCCCAAGCCUCAGGGGGUCAGGCCAUUGAAGUCACCAAAUCCGAGCUCUCUCAGGCGGCUGCUGUCAUGGAUGAUUUAUCAUUCAGCUCUGUGGUGACAGUUUUCCAGGUGACAAUGAAUCCUGGAUGGCCUGAUGAUUUUGCUUUUAUUGUGGAUCCAUCACUGAGCAACAUAAUCAUUUACAUCACAGGAGUCUCCUCCCUCACCUUCAGACUCACCAGCUCAACAGGUUCACUUCUCUUACACAUUUUGAACUUUAGUGUAGUUACUGCUGGAGUUAGCUUAAUUGUGUCCCUUUCUUCGGUCAACAUUGUGUUAAUAUAUGGCUCAAACGCAAAUCAGCAUGAUGUAUUUGGUAAUUUAGAUGGAUCCUCCAUUCAGUGUGGUGAUGUGGCUUUAAUAUUUGUUUCCACAGGAGAAAGUCAGACCUCAGAGGAGGCUGAUGGCCCUCUGGCAUCAAUCACCAAAGUGGGAAACCUCCGUCGGUUAUGUCUCUACACCAGCAAUCAAGCAGGACUAUGGGAAAUCAGUGUGAACUCAAAUGAUCCCUACUCUGUUAAAGUCACAGGUCAAAGUUUGUUGAACUUUGUCUAUACCCGUGUGGAAGAACAGGAGGCAGCCCAUAGAGGUGUACGUCUUAAAGAAGGACGCCCUACCACAGGUGGUAAGGUCACUCUCCUGGUCACGGUGACAGGAAGUGACACUGCAAGAGUCACGUGGGCAACUCUUUUUGACAGCUCAGGCCUAACAGCGAUCACCGGGUCAGUGCAGUCAUUGGGAGGCGGUAACUUCUUGGUAAAAUUCAGUGGAGUUCCAGCAGGGCAAUAUGUGUUUCGCCUGAGAGGAAAGGACAGCAGCGCCACCUCCAGGUCCUCAGCACUUGGCUUCCAGAGGCAAGCCUCCACACAGAUCAGCACUUCCAGUCUCUCUGUUACUGCUCAAGCUAAGAACAUCAGCGUAGAACCAGGCUCUACUGUCUCCAUCCCUUUCACUGUGUCUUCACACAGAACUGGGACGUUCACAGUGCGAGUCAACAAUGACCGCGGCUAUGCUACUACCUCACCCAGCACCGUCACUAUUAAAGCAGGACGUGGAGGUGAAGCCAGAGGCACUGCUACAUUAACUGUCCCAGCCAGCGCUGCAUCAGGAACUGACGUGACUCUCACCAUUGAGGCACAAAAUGCAGCUGCUACUGACUUCAACUAUGCUGUGCUCAGGAUUUCUGUGGCUGCCAAGGUGACAGAUGUGUCCAGUCCCGUGUGCAAGGUGGUCAAUAUAACAGGCAUCUGUCCCUCUUCAUCACACUGUGCCUUGUCCCAGUGGGAAUUCAUCACCAAAUUCACCGAUGGCAUCAAUGGGACUGGCAUUGCAAGUAUCACCUUACACCAAGGGGAUGGUACCCUGAAUACCUGCACAGUGCGUGGAAGAGGUGGCGAGAACAGCAUACUGGUUACUUACAGAGCAUCCUGCUGCUCCCAGAAUGUGGAGCUGGCUGCUAUAGACAGAGUAGGGAACAUAGGAAUAUGUGUGGGACAGGCGAGAGUACUUGCUAUGACAACCCCUGGAACUGCAACAACUACUGGAACUAUGAGAACACCUGGAACUACAACAACCCCUGGAACUACAACAACCCCUGGAACUAUGACAAGCACUGGAACUACAACAAUCCCUGGAACUAUGACAAGCACUGGAACUACAACAACCCCUGGAACUACAACAACCCCUGGAACUAUGACAACCCCUGGAACUACAACAACCCCUGGAACUACACCAACCCCUGGAACUAUGACAACCCCUAGAACUAUGACAACCUCUGGAACUGCAACAACCCCUGGAACUAUGACAACCCCUGAGACUACAACAACCCCUGGAACUAUGACAACCCCUGGAACUACAACAACCCAUGGAACUAUGACAACCCCUGGAACUGCAACAACCCCUGGAACUAUGACAACCCCUGGAACUACAACAACCCCUGGAACUAUGACAACCCCUGGAACUACAACAACCCCUGGAACUAUGACAACCCCUGGAACUGCAACAACUCCUGGAACUAUGACAACCCCUGGAACUACAACAACCCCUGGAACUAUGACAACCCCUGGAACUACAACAACUCCUGGAACUAUGACAACCCCUGGAACUGCAACAACCUCUGAAACUAUGACAACCCCUGGAACUGCAAUAACCUCUAAAACUAUUGCAACCUCUGUAACUGUGAACUGUGUAAAUACGUCCUGUGUAACUUCGUCAGUCCCUGUAAAUACAACAACCCUUGUAAAUAUGACAAACCCUGUAACUACAACAACCCCUGGAACUAUGACAAACCCUGGAACUGCAACAACCCCUGGAACUACAACAACCCCUGGAACUAUGACAACCCCUGGAACUACAACAACCCCUGGAACUAUGAUAACCCCUGGAACUACAACAACCCCUGGAACUAUGACAACCCCUGGAACUGCAACAACCUCUGAAACUAUGACAACCCCUGGAACUGCAAUAACCUCUAAAACUGUGACAACCUCUGUAACUGUGAACUGUGUAAAUGCGUCCUGUGUAACUUUGUCAGUCCCUGUAAAUACAACAGACCUUGUAAAUAUGACAAACCCUGUAACUACAACAACCCAUGGAACUACAACAACCCCUGGAACUAUGACAACCCCUGGAACUGCAACAACCCCUGGAACUACAACAACCCCUGGAACUAUGACAACCCCUGGAACUACAACAACCCCUGGAACUGCAACAACCACUGGAACUACAACAACCCCUGGAACUAUGACAACCCCUGGAACUAUGACAACCCCUGGAACUACAACAACCCCUGGAACUAUGACAACCCCUGGAACUGCAACAACCUCUGAAACUAUGACAACCCCUGGAACUGCAACAACCCCGGGAACUACAACAACCCCUGGAACUAUGACAACCCCUGGAACUAUGACAACCCCUGGAACUACAACAACCUCUGAAACUAUGACAACCCCUGGAACUGCAACAACCUCUAAAACUAUGACAACCUCUGUAACUGUGAACUGUGUAAAUGCGAACUGUGUAACUUCGUCAGUCCCUGUAAAUACAACAACCCUUGUAACUACGACAAACCCUGUAACUACAACUACCCCUGUAACUGUGACCGCUGAUACUACGACAACCCCUGGAACUACAACAACCCUUGGAACUAUGACAACCCCUGGAGCUACAACAACCCCUGAAACUACUACAACCUCUGGAACUGUGAGAUGUGUAAAUGCGAACUGCGUAAAUAUGUCAGUCCCUGUCACUACGACAACCUCUGGAACUACAACUCCUGUAAAAACGACAAGCUCUGUAACUACGACAACUCAUGGAACUACGACAACCCCUGUAACUACCCCUAUGGCUUGGACAGCAUCUGGAACUAUAACAGAUGAAACUACGACAACCACUGCAACUUCGAUAACCCCUGUAACUUGGACAACCCCUGUAAUUAUGACAGCUGAAACUGCACCAAACCCUGUAACUACAACCUCUGUAACUACAACAACCCCUUUAACUACAACGACCUCUGCAAGAGAUGCUCCUGUAUCCGCAGGAUGCACAAUAAGCACAUCAUGUUAUCUCUGGAUCAGUGUCAUGGUUUCUAUUCUAGUUUCUGGGAAACAAACCAAAUUUGGUCUGUAAAUCCAUCAAUGACCCUUUGAGUAAUCAAAUCUUCUCAUUGCAAAAUGUAUGUUUCUUUACUGGAUGAUAGUGAAUCCAGUGCGGAAAAAAAUCAUACAAAAUCAUACAGUCAAAGCAAAAGUGCUGUGUGCUUAGAUAGUUUCAAACUGUCUCUCCAAUUCAUGUAACACUUUCUGGAUUUCCAGGAUAGUUUUAGACAACAAGCUGGAGAAAGCAUAUGGACUCUUUAUAUUAUAGAAGCCACGAUAGAAGCCAGAAAGCCAGAGCUGUGAUAAAUUGUUAUGAUGCUCUUGUACUGUAUUUGAGUAUUUAGAUUUGAAAGUUAAUACUGUAUUUUUGUUUUUCAUGAACCUGUCGGCUAGGUAGAAGUUAUUAAUCUGAUUCUAUAUUCUGAUUUUAAAAAUAAACCAGAUGAUCAGCUUACAAAUUACGUCUUGUUAAAGAUUAAAUCAAAGCAGCAUCUAUUGCUUCCACAGCAAUGCAACGGUAAUAAAAGUCUGGGCAUGUGAUUGGCACGGAGUUGGAAACACUUCUCUCAGUGGACAAGACAAACUGCUCUCUAUUAUGGACAAACAUCGUCUCACCCAUUACAUCAACAACAUUAGAGGAGGAGUGGAGCUCAUUCUCCAGCAGACUGAUUCAGCUCUGGUGGCACAGUGAAUGCUACAGGACUUCAUUUUCUCUCACUCUAUCCAGCUGUAUAACAAAUCACCUUUCUGUGAUAGUUAACUUCAUAUUAUCCAUGUUAAUAUACACUAUUGCACCUGAUCAUUCCUAUGUAUAUA